Mobula hypostoma (lesser devil ray) is the source of this 3467-nucleotide messenger RNA. It is a transcript of the gene prr11, whose product is annotated as proline rich 11. The record is from RefSeq and is a predicted model, not a curated record. Bases 192 to 1427 code for a protein of 411 amino acids. Lineage: Eukaryota; Metazoa; Chordata; Chondrichthyes; Myliobatiformes; Myliobatidae. The transcript has 11 exons. Gene Ontology annotation, cellular component: cytoplasm; nucleus.
GAUCAUUUAUACUGUCACUUCAUUGGACAGUCAUAAUACGCUCUGCACGCUAUUGGAUCAGAAAGGAAAUGUUGGAUUGGCUGGAAGUGGCGUUCGGCUCUGGACCUUGUGUUUUCCUAUUUGUUGAGUUAAGUCGAAUGACGAUAAGAAACUCGAGGCGGUUGGUCGAGAAUAGUUUCUAAGCGCGGCUUAUGAAAGUUAUGUUUAAACUGAAUUGGCGUCGCAGAAAGCGGAAGAUCAUGAGAAAAUGGCAAGCAAUAGGAAGGGCACAGAGAAAAAAUAAGCAAACGAUGCUAAGAAAGUACAAGGGAGAUAUCUGUAAGCCAAAGCCAACCACUUGCCAAACAACCGAGAAGGAGGACGUGGUCGCAUCUAACAGCAAUUCCUUCCUGCAUGAAUCAGUUCCUGUUGGGCUCAUUCCUUUAGCAAAUGUGAAGAAUUUUUUGAAUCCUCUUAAGACUGUGGUUUACUCCAUGUAUUCAUGGUGGCUUAAGAACAUUAGGCAGGGAUUGGAAUUCAUCAAAGAUACUCUAUAUCCUUCACGUGUUUACCUGCGGGAGCUGAAUGCACUUCGGCAACAAAUUGAGUCACUUGAGAUCAAACUAACACGAAUGCAAGAAAUCUUUGAGCACCAUCAGGACCCUAAUACUGCAAAAGCAGCUGAAGGAUGUUGCUGCCGAAAGCAUGCAGAUUCUGUACCAGGACUUAAUAAAAUUCCAGUAUGGCCAGUGCAGCCAAUUGUCAGUCGUGCUCUGCUGAAGAUAUCAGAUGAGGCUCUUCCUCUUCUUCCUCCUCCUCCUCCUCCCCCACCUCCACUACCUCCAGCUUUCCUGCUUGCAGAGAAACCUCUGCAGAUUAAACGGAAAAGCAGAACUGAAAAUCCUCAGCAGACAAUCCAUGAGGAGAUUCGUAAGUCACUAUCCAUAACUACGAAAGAUUUGCUUCAAGUAAAGCUGAAGAGCACUGCAGACAGAUUUGAAGUAACGAAGUUGGAUAACAAGAAGAAGGACGGACCUCCAUUUGUUACAGUAAAAGAUCUGCUUCAUGUGAAGCUGAGAAAGACUCAGAACAAUGUAGAAAAGACGAAGAUGGAUACACCAGGAAAGAAAAGGUCUCCUUUGGUCACACUCUCUGAUCUACAAGGCUUUAAUUUUCAGGGAAAUGCUAAUCAACUACAGAAACCAACAAAAAUGAUGAUCACUCCACAUCGACCUGUUUUGGAUCUUCGGCAGCGUCUAAAGAAAGUAAAUAUAGAAAGGAGCCCGGGUGGAACACCUCUGCACAAGGAAAACAAAGAUACUGCGACGGGAUUGACGCCAGUUAUGACCCAAGCACUAAGACGCAAAUUUGAGAUGGCUCAUCCGAAAAGUCCUCCUGGUGGCUGCUCCUCUUCAAACACCAGCUUUGAUGAGCAAAGUGCUUGCUAACUUUUUACUUAUCAAAUUAUGAAGCAUGUAAAUUCUUUGUUUUCUGUGUAUGAACAUGUAUAUUCAACAAUGUUGAGAUGAAUGGAUUCCACCUGUGCCUUGUCAAUUAUGAAGCAUGUAAAGGUUUCACUUUCUGUAUAUAUAUAUAUAAAUGUGUAUUUUAUGUUGUAGAUCAGAUGGAUUCUAGCCUGUGAAAAUCAUUAUUUCCAGUUGGUCACCUGGCCACCUGUGGUGUAUGUCCUGGAUCUCCAGUUGUUAACUGAUGACAUGGUGUGCACUACUCCAGAGUGCAAGCUGGGACAGAACCUGUUUAUUCUCUAAAGCAACAGUCAAAUGACUUAAUUGUCCUCUUUAGGGAGGGAGAUAACUCUUUUUGGACUCAACCUAUGUUUAUACAGUUGCCAUAGAUUUCAUGGUCUACACCAUCUUCAUAGUUUCGCAUUGACUCUCUAAAAUUCAGAUUUUAGGAGUAUAACUAAAACUUAAGUGUUAAUUUAUUCACUGUUAGUUUUAAUCUAAUUCCCCCGCAUCUUUUAAAAUAUAGGGUCCCAAAGGAAAUGAUAUUAUUUAGGGGUGGUUUAAAACCAAAAACAAUGAUUCCGAGAGCAACUCUUCACUUCUAGCCUUUCAGCUGCAGCCUUUCUCUGUGAAAUCAGAUAUAUCCUUGCAGUUGAGGGUGUUUGAUAUUAAUGAUCCUGAGUUAUGGAACCUAUCUCAUACAAAUUUAGUAGCAAUUAUAAACAACACAACCAAAGCAACAUCUUUAAGCCACAGAACUUUGCAGCAUUGCCAAUUUUGUACACUUAAACUGGGAGGGUGUUAAAAUGAGCACCUUUUGGUAAUUAGUGGGGAUAAAGUAAUCAGAUCUUGGAUUUUCAUUAAUGCUAGGUGUGUGCAAACAAUAACAAAGUGAGAAGAUGAUAAUUUUAUAUUUUCAUUUGGAAAUGUGUUGUUGCACAUGUGAGCUCAAUUUCACAUUUUAACUCGACUUCAGAUGUCCAGGGUGCAUUUUUACACUUGCCACAUGGAAGUGUAGUGCAAAAUCCUCUAUUUUGCUAAUGAAAGCAAACAUACUCCAAGUAUUCAGUAUCAGAAGCUGGAAAAUUCAAUUUUAAAAAGUUUAGUUACUACCUCCACUCAGUUUCUGCAUUGAUGAAUUUCCCUAUUAGCUUGCUCCUGUUUUUAUGUAAUUCUUUGUGGCUAUCAGUAAGUGAGAUAAUUUAGUGUAUUCCGCAGUAAUGAUUAUUCACAAGCUUCAGUAAGAAGGAUCCAAAAAGUGCAUCGGUUACUUAUAAUUGGAGAUGAACAACCAUUUAAUGAAGUUGCCACCAAAAUGAAUUUGAGAAAAGCUAUUGGACUGCAAUAACAUCCAGACAUUUCAGUUGUAUCCAAGUGCUAUGUGCAUCUUGUUCACUUUGUGGGAACUACAAAAUUGACAAGACUGAGAGAACCAAUAAAUCAAAAAGCUUUGCUAUAUAUCUAUUUUGUAAUUGUAGGAAAAGGAAUUGUCUCAAAUGCUGUUGAUAAUGGAGAAUUUGUAAUUUCCUAUUUCUCACUCCUCAUUGAGAUUUAACUGCAGUGAAGGAAAAAAAGCCAGCUAGCUUUGUUAAAAAAUACUUUAUCAUACAGUGAAAACAGUUGUUGAAUGUCAGAUUUCUGCUCACACUGUACCAUUCUGUCAUUGGCUGAGAGCAGCCCUGUGCAACUUAGAUGUGGAAGUGAUAGUGUAUGAUAUACAUCCCAGCCAGAAAUCAAUUUCCAAAUUGAAGCAAAAUACUAUAGAAUUUUAAUGUAUAUAAUACAGCAUUUUGGACAUGAUGGACUUGAAUAUCUGUUACAAAAGUGGUGCUUAAAAUUUCUUCAUUUAAAGGUUACACAUUUUUAUGUAGCUUGUACAAAGAAAAAAAAACAAAUACAUCAAGCCAGUACUGAACAUUGCACUAUUCCCAGUGGGUGGAUGUCAAUUUUAAAUGUUUUAAAAUCUAUAUAGACUGCUUUUUAUCAUUUAUCUAUGUAAUAAAAUUGGGUCUUCAGCCUAUA